AUGUCUUACCWAUAUAAUAGACUUGGCAUAAGACGGGCUAAGGUUAUUGUGGCUUGCAGGGACGUCAAAAAAGCGGAACAAGCUGUGACGGAUAUAGUGGCGGACGUAAAAGGCGAUAAUCUAGGACAGCUGGUCGUAGAGGAAUUGGAUUUGGCAUCUUUUGCUUCGAUUAAACGCUGUGCAAAAAACAUUUUGCAAAAAGAAAAACAUAUUCAUCUGUUAGUGAACAAUGCCGGGAUAAUGGCGUGCCCUAAGAGCAAAACCCAAGACGGUUUUGAAACCCAAUUUGGCGUAAAUCACUUGGGACAUUUUCUAUUCACAUCGCUAUUAUUGCCAAGAAUUCGAAAUUCAACGCCAGCUCGCAUCGUUAACGUUUCAUCGAUGGCUCACACAAGAGGUGUGAUUAAUUUCGAUGACAUAAACUCCGAUACGAAUUACUCAGCCAUGGUAGCUUACAGUCAGAGCAAACUGGCUAAUGUACUGUUUUCCAAGGAAUUGUCGCAAAGGCUUGAAGGUACCGGAGUGCACGUGUACUGUCUGCAUCCUGGCAUCGUUCAAACUGAAUUAGGAAGGACUAUCGACCAAGUGUACUUUCCGGGAAUGCGAUUCCUGGCUCGUUUCUUUCUGUAUCCGUGGUUGAAGACUCCGGAACAAGGGGCUCAGACUACUUUGCAUUGUUCGAUAGACGAAAAAGCUGGAGAAGAAAACGGUCUCUAUUACAGCGACUGUAAGGUAAAAGAACCGUCAGCGUUAGCCAAAGAUCCAGAAUUAGCCAAAAAACUUUGGGAAAAAAGUAUAGAGAUGGUAGGUGUGAAAGAUUACGAUAUGUUCAACUGCGAAGACACGCUGCCUGCGCCCCUAACAGAUGUUUAAACAAAUAUUUCUAAUUUUAAUUAAUAUAUAUUUUAUUUUAUUUUAUCUAUACUUAUAAGUUUAUAAA
Molecule: messenger RNA, 940 nt
Organism: Diuraphis noxia (Russian wheat aphid)
Lineage: Eukaryota; Metazoa; Arthropoda; Insecta; Hemiptera; Aphididae
Product: retinol dehydrogenase 12-like
Source: RefSeq, a predicted model, not a curated record